UGUUCAUUUAAAUAUUGAAAUAAAUAAAAAGAUUCCACUCAAAAUAGAAAAAUGUAAUUGUAGAUUGGUACGUUAAUAAUGAAAGCCUGCACGAUUGGGGUAAUGGUAUCUGAUGCUGCCCUCACACAAUCGAAACCUACAAAACCUUGGUUUUGUGAGACCUAAACCCUUCACUCUCUUCACCGACGUAUAAUUGUAGGUGUAAGGCGGCACGAAGUGAGAGAAGUAGCUGUUGGGCUGUGGCUGCAUCAACUUCCCUGCUCAGAGUCUUACCCUGUUGGAAACCAAUAUGCCUCUUCAACUUCAACCUUUGAGGCGCAUCAAGCCUCAAAGACCCUCCAAGUCCAACCUUAUUCCCACAAAAACAACACCAUCAAGGACGAGCAUUGAUCAUCUAUACAUUUCGCAACUACUCUCGAGACCUGAUUGGGCCUUGUUGCUAAAACACGAACUGUUCUCAAAGAGGCUGCUGCUUAACCCUGCUUCUGCUGUAAGCAUCUUUCAGAACCAAGAAGACCCUUUACAUGCCAUAAAGUUUUACACGUGGCUUUCGAGUGUCAACCCUGCACUGGCAAAAUCUCAUUCAGUUCAAGGUGUUUUGGGGAACACUUUAUGCCGAAAAGGCCCUGUCAUAUUGAGUGUUGAGUUGCUUCAGGAUGUUCAGAAUUCAGGUUUUUGGGUGACCGAGGACCUGCUUUGUGUAUUGAUGGCAAGUUGGGGAAAACUCGGUUUGGCAAAUUAUUGUGCACAUGUUUUUGGCCAAAUAUCAUUCUUGAGUCUCAGUCCUAGCACUAGGUUGUAUAAUUCUCUCGUUGAUGCCUUGGUGAAAUCGAAUUCAAUUGACCUUGCAUAUCUGAAAUUCGAACAGAUGACUGCGGAUAAUUGUCGUCCAGAUAUAAUUACGUACAAUUCCCUCAUUCAUGGGGUUUGCAAGAUUGGGGUGGUAGACGAGGCACUACGGUUAAUUGGUCAAAUGAGGGAUAGGGGACAUUUUCCUAAUGUUUUCACUUAUACAAUUCUGAUUGAUGGGUUUUGUAAUGCAGCCCGGGUUGAUGAAGCCUUCGGAGUUUUUGAGAAAAUGAAGGAGAGUAAAGUUUAUCCAAAUGAAGCCACUGUAAGAACGCUAGUUCAUGGUAUUUUUCAUUGUGUGGAUCCAAGUAAGGCGCUUGACUUAUUAGUAUCUAAAUUUUUAGAUAGGGAGCACAUCCAUUUUAAGUUAGCUUGUGAUACAAUACUGUAUUGCCUUGCAAAUAAUUCUAUGUCAAAAGAGAUAGUUGUGUUUCUCAGAAAGGUCCUGGGAAGAGGUUAUGUCCCUGAUAAUUCCUUUUUUAGUGUCAUAAUGGCUUGUUUGGUUAAGGGAGCAGAACUGAGAGAGGUAUGUGACAUAUUUGAAAUUUUUAGAAAGCAAGGGGUGAAGGCAGGCAUUGAUACUUACCUUGCACUUAUUGAAGCUUUAUACAAGAAUGGAUGGAGAGAUGAAGGGGAUCAAGUUUCUUGUCAAAUGAUUAGCGAUGGGAUAAUUUCAAGUGUCUUCUCAUAUAACAUGAUAAUUAAUUGCUUCUGCAGAGCCAAAUUGAUGGAUAAUGCAUCUGAGGCUUUCAGAGACAUGCAGCUUAGAGGCUUUAAACCCAACCUUGUUACUUUCAAUACCCUUAUUAAUGGCCAUUGCAAGGAUGGAGCAAUAGAUAAGGCACGGGAGCUGCUGGAGCUGCUUUUAGAAAAUGGACUUAAACCUGAUAUCUUCACUUUUAGCUCUAUAAUUGAUGGACUCUGUCUAAUAAAGAGGAUUGAGCAGGCUUUUGAAUGCUUUACGGAGAUGAUUGAGUGGGGCAUCUGUCCAAAUGCUGUCAUUUACAAUAUCUUGAUUCGAUCUUUAUGUGCUGUUGGGGAUGUUGCAAGGUCAGUGAAACUUUUAAGAAGAAUGCAAAAGGAAGGAAUAAGCCCUGACACAUACUCCUACAAUCCUUUGAUUCAAAUCUUCUGUAGGAUGAAUAAAGUUGAGAAAGCUAAAAAGCUUUUUGAUUCAAUGUCAACAUCUGGCUUGAAUCCCGACAAUUACACUUACAAUGCUUUUAUAGAGGCACUGUCUAGAUCUGGAAGAUUAGAGGAAGCCAAGAAGAUGUUUUACUCAAUGGAGGCAAAUGGUUGCUCUCCUGAUUCAUAUAUAUGUAACUUAAUUAUUAAAAUAUUGGUUCAGCAAGACUUUGUAGAAGAGGCCCGAAACAUCAUAGAUAAAUGCAGACAGAAGGGGAUGUCUUUAAAUUCUAUUCCUAAUUUGUAGAUUGAUUUUCGGCUAGUUUUUGGGAUGCUGCUACAUUAUUGAGAUUUGACAGUGAAGAUAUUGAUUCAGGGUACAGGUACCGUAAAUAUAGAAGUUUGUUGAUGUGGAGAUUUUUAUAUGGUGUGGGAUACAUGAAUUAUUUGUGCACAUGUAUGUACUUUUUGGUCAUUUCAACUACAAAAAUAAAAAUAAAAAUAAGAAAAUCAGUUGUGGGAAAUGGGGAACUAAUUAAUUACUCAUUGGAAUCUAUUUUAAUUUUGGAGAUAUCUUUGUUAGCAAACUAAAAUGUUAACAACAGCUUAUAUAUAUAUUAACAUGCAGUCUGAUACACACUGGACCCAGAAAUUAGCAAGAAUCGAGAAGAAUCUUAUUCAAGAAUGUAUAAACUAUCCAGCUAAUGAGGUAGUUCCAUAACUGAACUGAAUUCAUUAUAAAGAAUGAAUGUACAAUAACUGUCUUUGGAAGAUUUAAGAGCUCCAUGAUCUCUCCCACCACUCAAUUCUACAAAAGAGAUAUCCUCUUACAUGCUUCCGUCCUAUUUAUAGUUUGCUGCUAGUUAGUUACAAAGCUAUUAUCAGAGACAGACUAGAAGGGAGCCAGAAAAAUUCACUGCAUUGUCUAAUAACUGGGAUUGAAAAGUCGCAGCAUAUUGCUUAUCAAACUCAAGGAACCGAAUCUUGCGACUUUAGUUGUCUUUUAUAUUAACCUAGUCUUAGUUGUGCUCUGCGGUAGCACUCGACCAAGAUUGUUAACAUAAAGAGGUAUUAAUGUUUUGUAUUAUUUAUCCAUUUUUUCGAUGAAAUGUUGCUUUUCUUUCCUCUCUUUCUUCUUUUUACCAAUAAUUUCAACAUGAUGUGAAAGCAUUAUUUUAAGCCUGCUACCAUCUACCCUAUGUUUGGUACUAUUUGGAUUCAAUUGAUUCUGUCUUGCUUUGUCCUUGUGUGGAUUGAUGCUCUUGGUUGUGAACUUGUGAUUGUCGUUUGGCUCUGUUUUUGCAUUGUUAUUUGCUACAUUCUGUUCUAUGCUCAAGCUGUAGAGUGUAGAUCAAGCUAGCGCAAGCCGUAUUAAGUUUUGCUCAAUCCAGUAAUCUAGCUGUGCAUCAUUCCAGUCAUUUGCUGAUCUUCUGGAUGUUUCUUAUUCAUCUUCUACUGUCAUUUUGGCAGUGCAUCAUUUUAGCUGUAAUGUUCCAUAUGGAACAACAUUGAGUAGGCUUUCUUGUAUAGAUGAGGCUAAUGCUCUUCCUUGCCUCCAUGUUUUAAUUCAUUCUCCUUGACACUCUUCCUAAGGAAUGAUGCCCUCCAUUUCUCAAUUGUAAUAUUGUUCAUUCAUCUUUCUUGAUCCGUAUUAAAAAUGCAGAUUAGAAUGCUACUCUUUCUAACGCAUCAUGCAUGUGAUAUAGGAAAGUUUAUUUCUUGUUUAAUGAAAUCUAUUUUUUUCUUACCAGCUUGCUUUUAAACUAAAUAGGUGUAAUUUCCAGAUGGGAAGAUAUGAUCCUCCUCCCUCUGCGGAAGAGCCAGAAGAUUUUGUGGUGUGUUUUCUGAACAUUGACAAAUAUACGGAUUAAAGCACUUUUUUAUCAGAUAAAAUUGCUUUCCUACUAUGAUUCUUUAGAUGGAUUAGGUCAGGAUAAUAAAUUUUCUUAAUGAAGAAAAAGUAUAAUAAAUGCUUUUAUCACUUCACCCAGUUCAUAAAAUGUUGCUUUCAUCGGUGGCCGAUCUGUUUUAUCAUGGAAAGCUAUCUUAAGAUGUUCACAUUCUUUUCAAAUUAUUUUCUACAUCCCUGUUAGUAAUCUACAAUUCCCAGGGCUUUACUGCUACUUACAAUUGCUGAAAAUUUGUUCAUGGUUAACUUGAACUUCCCUCAAAUUGAAUUGAAUAGGCCACGGAAAAUUUACCUGUGUUGUAUAUUAUUCUAAUGGUUCAUCUGUCAAUAAAAUUUAUUAAAUUAUGCUUCAUUUCAGCAUGAUUUACGCCCAAGGUGGCCACUGGGGGAAGAAUAUGCUGAAAGAAAAAGUGAAGCACGCUCCUUAAAAAUAGCUCGUGUCCAUCCUUCUCUUACAUCUCUAAUUCUAGCAUCAUUGCAAAAGUGAGGAAUGAACUUCCAUGUUGCUUCAUUUUGGUUUAUGAAGUUGUGCAGGACAAGCCUCUUUUUGGACUUGUCUCUGAUCAACAUGAUCGAAUUUUCUAUAGCACAUGAAAAAUUGUCCAAGUUUGGUGCUUGGUUAGGGAAACUGGGCAUUGGCAUCAGGCAGUAUCACGAGAAAAUCCAGCAAAACAAUGUCAUUCCAAGAAGAAAUAUAUGGUUGAUAGAAUUGAAAAUAGGAGUGGGAUGGGAAGGGAUGUAAAUUGAUUUAUGGUAUUACCAAAAUUUUACUACUUCCAGAAAAACAGAAGUCACAAACUUCUGCUUCUGUGCCUUAUUCUUUAGGCAAUCUGUAAAUUUAGUGGUUAAGGGUUUUUUUUUUUUCAUUUUUAUUUUAAUCCGCUUGUAUAUAUUCAGAUUAUAAUGGUUUACCAUUGAUGACAUUCGUUAACAUUCUAUCUACUGCUUCAAAA
Messenger RNA from Abrus precatorius (Indian licorice), 4836 nucleotides. Its product is annotated as putative pentatricopeptide repeat-containing protein At3g16890, mitochondrial. Bases 290 to 2281 code for a protein of 663 amino acids. NCBI's taxonomy places the organism in Eukaryota, Viridiplantae, Streptophyta, Magnoliopsida, Fabales, Fabaceae. The record is from RefSeq and is a predicted model, not a curated record. The transcript has 2 exons. Gene Ontology annotation, molecular function: protein binding.